UUCAUGUUGAUUGUUACUUUCGUUUCAUUGCCUUGGUUUCAAAGAACAGUUCUUCCUUCCCAUCGUAUUUCUUUUAGAGUUUUGGUUGGUUCAAGUUAUUGUAAAUCCAAAUAUUCACAGAAGAAAGAAAGACAACCAACAAAAGCCUUGACCUAUUUUGAAAGCAAGAGUAGUAAAGAAGAUACACCAACACUGUCUUCCGAAACUUUAUUGAGUUUAGGACUUGAUAUUCAUACCAAGUCAAUAGGAUUUGCGAUAGUAUCAGGUUGGACAGGCCAAGCAAUACGUCACGGUAUGAUUGAUCUACAACAUAUGGAAGGAGCGGAUGCUUUUGAUAAAGUGGACUAUGUCAGGGAAGAGUUGGUACACCUGAAAGCAGAUACAGAGCACUUUUACAAAGAGUUUAUUGGAGUGAAUAAGAAUAUCUCUUGGGUAGUUGGUGUGGAGGCUUAUCUAUUUCGUUUUCUCAUUGGUCAGUCAAGAGCAGUUUCCUUGUUUGGUCUUGCAGAAUUGAAUACACUAGUUUCCUAUGAGUGUCGUUGGAUCUUUCAAAGGAGGCCAUUCAAGUUUCAUGCCUCUAAAGCAAGAAGUUGGUUAGGUUUAUCGUCAAAGAAACAAAACACAAGCAAAGAUAUUAAGCAAAUUGUAUUUGAUCAUGCCUAUCCUUUUCUUUUAGGUUUCGAAACACGAUAUCGUCCACGUUCUAAAGCUUUUUGUUCGACCAAUUUUGAUAUUAGCGAUGCAUAUGUAGCUGCUCGAUAUGCCAUUCGAUUGGAAGAAGAAAGACAACUUUUAGAAGAGUAUCCUGACUUGAUAAUAUCAAAUAAUUCAACUAGAAAACGUAGCAAAGCAGCUGAAAGAAACAAAUCACUUGACAAAAAUAUUGAAGCUCAACUAUUGAGACUAGAGGAAGAUAGGAUUCAGAGAAGCAUUUCUGAACUUGGACAACGCCUCAACUGUUUUGUUCUUUGUAAUGGAAGUAGCAAGUGAAAAGUACAGGAUGGAGGUUUGUCAAACCAUUUUGGAGUUGCAAGAAGAGAGAGCAGUUUGUUAUAAUGCUCUGGAACAAGCCUUUCAAGAGUUUGUAAGAAACGAAGCCACUCUUUCUUCAGCGGAACAGUAUAUGAGAGUAUGUCAACAAGUAAAGGUAAGUUUGGAAGAAGAACGUUUUGUGA
This is a messenger RNA of Galdieria sulphuraria, 1175 nucleotides long. RefSeq lists its product as uncharacterized. The transcript has a single exon. NCBI's taxonomy places the organism in Eukaryota, Rhodophyta, Bangiophyceae, Galdieriales, Galdieriaceae. The coding region runs from base 4 to 990 and encodes 328 amino acids. The record is from RefSeq and is a predicted model, not a curated record.